GCAGGAGGCGAGCCCCUCCGCUUGCGCGUCAGCGUCCCCUCAAAUAGAAAUCCGCUGCUGUCACUUCAGCCCUGCGCGCAUAGAGACUGACGGCUGCAAAACGAUAAUUAAAGGCUGAUCCCGUCCGGGUAUGCAACGUUUUCUUAUUUUGUUGAAUUAUUAUUUAUUUUUUUGUUGUAUUUCUUUAUUUUUUUUUCAACGCGAUGCCAGUGGAGGAGAGUAAAGGGAGGCUGUGAGGAGCGUUACGGAGAAUGGUAGUGAGGAUCAAGGCGCGCUGUCCCAGGAGAACUCAUCCGAAGAGCCGCCCGUGAAAGCCCGGGAUGCUCCUCUAACACCACCCGGGGCGGGUUUUCCUGAUCACAAGGUCCGAUUUGCAGAACUGGCGCUUGACUGAAAGUGAGCAAGACAGAGUUUGUGUCAUGGCUGACAAGGAAGACCAAGAUUCAGACCUCCCCUACCAAAACCUGCUGGUUCUGGGAGCAAUCGCAGCAGCCUCUGCCUUUGUGGUCACCAUCCUUAUCGUCCUCGUCUGUGUGGGUUGCCAAAGAAAAAGCAAGAGCAAGCACCCCCCGGCUGGAGACAAAGGGACAUCUGUAAAUAUGCAGGGUACGCUUCGGCAUCCAAAACUGAACUCCAUGAGUAAAUCUGACACCAGGCUGCAUGAGAUCAAUCGCUUUCCCUGCAAUGGAAACUCUGUUAGCAAGAGCCGCCCGGCCAGCAUGGACCUCCUGCUCCUCCACAGUCGGCGCUCCCAGACGGACCUGAGGCCCUCCCAUGGCCGCCAGCUCCCCCAGAUCCCCACCAGCCCCCAGGCGUCUGGCCAGGGAGGCGGAGGGAGUGGUGGCGGAGGGGAAGCGGGAGGUGAAGGAGGAGGCGGAGGCGGGAGUGGAGGUGGAGGCGGCGCAGCGGAGGCCAGAGACCACACCUACACUGAGGUCGGCCUGCGCAACAACCCGACGCCCACCCGUUACCUGGACGACGGUCUGUAUGAAAGCGUCGGGAUCCGGGAAGGCGAAGCGGCUCCCAGAGUGCCCUCUGCUCCGCUGACGUCAUCAAGCAGCACGCCAUCGACGGUCAGAGCCGCUCAGAGCCCCCCCACUCUCUCAGGAGGAGCCCGCAGUGGGAACGAGCAAGGACACGCUAGUAGAGGAAAUGGCAGAGGAAACGGCAUCACUAAUGGAACCAUGGCAGGGAGAGGAAACAAAGCGAGCGGCGUUAGCAGAUCUCCUCUGUCCUCUGUGAAUUCCCUGGUCAAUCAAGAUCCAGCUGCAGCUGAAUAUGCUUCCAUACGGAAGUUUAAAAAGGUAGACAAGUUAAGUCGGAAGGAGAAUAAUGGAGCUGACAGCAUGUCAGACAGCCAGUCGAGCGUGAGCAACUCCCCCUCCGCUGGUCCUCUUCCCCUACAUCGCAGUCAGGAGUUUCCACGCAAGCCGCUGGAGCCGUUCCAUCUGCACUCUUUCCCGAAGGAAGCGGUGUUCAUAGGCAACGGGGAGCAGUACAUUUGGAAGCCUCCGGAGGACGACGACAUCAUCACCUUGCACCCACCUCCACUCCGGGGAGAGAAUGGACAGCCAGGGCAUCCAUCGCCUCCAACUGCAAAGGAGAUUGCAGACACUUACUCCAUCGUGUGCAAAACCCAGAAAAAAAAACCUCCCAUGGAGCACAACGGAGCAAAAACCCUUCCGCGCUCCUUCGGAGGGGACAGGGGAAACCGAGGCCGGGGCCGAGGCGUCCAAGGGCAGGCCCGUUCUCAAGAGGAACCCUGCUACGAGCCUGUGGGGGACCGGUCCUGGUCUUCUGCUGUGGCUGAGUCAGACCCUGCAUACGCGAGUAUCGACGCCCACAGGAAACGUGAGCAGGGAGCAACCAAUAACAGCACAGGUGGGGGUAGCGCCACUCUGAAGAGGAAGAAGCAAACCCCUCAGCAGCAGCAGCAACAUCAGGCAGCACCAGCAGCACUACAAGGCUCAGGGCCCAUUGCUCCUCCAGUCAGAGGCCUCCCCAGUGGGGAAAACUUCUAUGAAACCAUUAGCGAUGUAAAACAGGGAGGCAACACUUCUGGCACUACCACCAUCUUCACCUUCAACGAUGGGAUGGAGAUGUACGUCACCGGCCUGUAGCACCGUAGUAGAAUCCACUGGUCCAGAUUUCAUGGAUCCUCAAGCAGGUUGCUGUACAUAGACACAGGCCCUCUACAAUCAAUGAGGAUCCAUUUUGUGUUGACAUCAGGUACAAACAGGGUCUUAAUCCAGGUUCAGACUUCCUUCGAUUGGUCUGCAUUUCAGAACCAGCCUAAGCCUAGUCCAGCCCAAAAAUGGACCAAAUAGAUUUGAACAAAACAAAAAAAUAUAUAUAUAUAAAUAUAUAUAUGUAACUGUGUCACUGGCCAUAUUCACCUACUUGUGCAUCAUUUUUCAUUAUAUCUUUAUUUUUAUAUGAACACUGUACUCUUGAAAGAGUAUGUGUUUCAACUCACAACCUGAGAAGAACACUCUUAAAAUAUAUAUGGAAAAAAAAAAAAAAGAAAAAUGUGCAUGCAUUGUGAAACUCACACAAUAGUAGACAUGAAAAUAGACAUUAGUAGCAAUGAAAGUGGAUGUUUACGGAGUAUAAGGUAAGCAAUCGGGUCACCGGUGCACAGAUAUCCCUCAUCUUGGGGUGGACAAUAAGCACAUUAAAGGCACAGUUAUUUGUGGUGCUCUGCUCUACCUACGCAAACAUAAAACAGGUUCUGAUGCUCACUGACCUGUCAUCUGGAGGAGUGUGUUUGCGGUGCUUUGUUCAAACACAGCCCUGUAAUUUGCAGGCCCGCUCAAAUGCACAGGAGUAAAUUACGGUCAUUGUCUUCAUUCCGCAAAUUGUCAUCAGUAUCAGCUGUUAGUAAGAGCCCUCGUGAUAGAAUUAGAAAGUGAGCUUUUGCUCAAUAAGGCUUAGAUUAAGACAAAAGUUGAAAAUGCACCGUCACGUUUGGCAAACUGUUGCUGGAGACAUGAUGACACCACCCUCCACCCAGAUGCACACAUAUUUGGCAGUCAUGCAAGGUGAAGUGAUCAGGUCGAGGGCAGCAAAUGUUUUGUGCAAGAAUUUCCGCAGUGUGAUCAUUUCCCAAUGAGAGAGCUUAACUGUACUGCAGGGGUAAAAGCAAUUAGGGUUUUUAAAAGAAAAUAAAGAAGUGAAAGAGUUUCAAUACCAAUGCAGGAUGUUUCAGUCUGUUCAGUUUGUGUCAUUUCUUAUGCGGAUUGUAAACAUCUUAUUUCAUAGUCUCUGUAUUUUUUGCACAGGACAACUGCCUGACUGCUGAGCCUAGCUGUACCCCUGAAGGGAAUAUUAAAGCACAGUUUUGAUUUGCUCUGAGCACUCAAAAAAAAAAAAAAAAAAAAACUAGAGCUCCACGUAGCUCACCAGACUUGAGUCCUGUGGUUGAAAUAGUAACAGAGGGGUCUGGACUCCAAAGAAAAUAUAAAGCUGGACACAAAUAUUACCAUUUAGUGUCUUUUUGAAAAGUUGUUCAUCUCUUUCUCCCCGGUCUAGUUUCCAGUUUCUGUGCUGGGUUCUCUUCCAUCAUAAACAGUCUUUCCCUGGUAGCUUUGGGAACCAUUAUAAAAAGAAUGCAGGAAGAAAGACUUUUAGGACUUGAUGCAGUGUUGGGAGAAUGUAUUUGCCCCUUUAUAGAUUUGUUCGCUCUUUUUUGGGGGGGAGUUUUGACAAACUUCAAUCUUUCAAAUUUUGAACCAAGUUUUAAACAAAUUACCUACUGUAAAUACAAAAUUCAGUUUUCAAAUUGUAUUAAAUAUUAAAAAAAAUAAAACAUCUAAAACUAUCUUGGUCUCUUAUGAAAACAUAUUAGUCUUAAACCUUAUUGCUAGUUUUAGACUGUAAUCUGUCAAUCUUUUACACCACUACGGGUGAAUUUAAAAUGCUCUUCUUUGUCGAAUUGUCUUUACUCAGCAACAAUGCAGGAUUUUUGAGCAUUAAGGGCCUACUAUGUCCACCACUGUUCUUGGCCAACGUUUUCCCCUCUUAAGGAUAAUGGCUGUUAGUGAGACUACCUAGUCCCAAAGUCCGAGAAAUGGCUUGGUAACCCUUUCCAGACUGGUUGGUGUAAGGACCUUUUUUUUUGUUUGUUUGUUUAGAUCAUUUGGCCUACUUCAUGGUGUUUGACAGGUUCUAUUUAAGUGAUUUUCUAAUUUUCUUGGUUCUUGCAGUAAUCAGGUCAUGCUGUGUAAAGUGAAAGAUUGCCUAAAAGACUGUGACUAAUCACAAAUAUUUAUUGAUAUAAGAAGGGGUGAAAGAUUUGAAAUCAGUAUUAGAAAACUGCUUUUGUAUUUACUCAGGUUGUCAAUGACUGAUAUUAACAUUUUGAUCAUUUGUGUGUCACAAAGACACUAAAAUAAAAUAACUUUGUUUUGGGGGUAAAUACUUCUUUACAAUACUGUAAAGGGAGAAUUGGUUAAGUUUAUAUUCUAUUUACUUGCUGUGUGACAAGGACGGGUUUAAAGAGGUUUUAAGAGAGAGAUAUAAAUGCUACUGUGUCAGAAAGUAUGUAAAAACAAAUGCUCACUGUAUGUUGAAGCACUGUUUAAUUUUUAACCUAACUAAUGACAAUACAUUUGGUUAAAUAGCUUACACCACUGCCAUGAAAAGAGUAUAUUUAUGUUGUUGAUGCUACUUUUCUUUUCUGCUUGAGCAAGUAAGUGCAUGCCUUGAUAUAUGGAGAUGAAAACAAAUAGUGUGUUACUUAUCUCUCGUUUCUAUUUUAUGUUGUACUUUUUGUCAUGUAUUGUAAAAGCAGCAUUUUGUUUAGCCAAAGCAGCAACUUUAACGAGCAAAAGAGAGAGGAAGGGAUAGAGAGGAGCCAUUGGGAGAAAAUGGAAGAGUUGUUUAUUCUUUUCCCCAGAGGGAGCAGGAAAGCGGGAUAGAGUGGGGUUGGGGGUGGGGGAGAAAUGCACAGCUAGUGUAAAGCCAGAUGAGCGUCAGUGCAAAUGGACACGGACCCAGAGAGCUUGCCCCUUUCCUGAUUUGUUUUUGUUUUUCACAUUGAAGACACUCCCUCUUUCUCCUGCUGUACAGAGCUGGGCCCUUUGAUGUCCUGUUCUCCAAGUAAUACAGAGAUGGAGGAGGGGGCUCUGGGGGACAGGCAGACCCCCAGCCUCGCAUCAGCAAUGCAUCCAGCGGCUCGUCUGUCUGACUCAUGAGAAAUGGCCAACAGCUGAGAAGUGAUCUCUCAAACAAAAUCGACUGGAAAUUGCUGUCACGCUCCAUGUUUUCCCCGUAUGGCUAUCACCUUAUGUGUUGCAUUUUACCCUGAGAGAAUGGACUGAUCUGAAAUACAUUGUUGAACAAUGUUAUUCACUGACAGAGACAAAUGUUCGUUGCACAAACAGUACGAUGAUGUAAAUGUGUAAAAUAUUCUGUUGCUGUUCUAAUGUUGUUCCAAUGUAACAUGCAGUAUGCAGUAUAUUUGUUGCUGAAAAAAAAGAUGGCUAUCAUAGAUACAUAGUACUUUGUGGAUGAAAAAAAGAGAAAACAUUUCAUGCUUUCCAUGCAAAUACAGAUGCUGUUUAUUAAUUGUCUUAAAAUAUAAAUAUGGGCCAGUACUGCUGUGACAGCUGUAGCCAAUGUUGUAUGUUCUUAAAGCACAGGGUUUAAUUUAAAAAAAAGAAGUAAAAUUAAUAAAUAUAAAAUAGCGUGACAGUGCAAAUAUGCAAAAGAUUGUAAUGUUUUAUAUUACCCUUCAUAAAAUAUUAAAGUGAGUUUUUACUUUUCUAAUAAAGUGGCACAUUAUAACAUG
Molecule: messenger RNA, 5791 nt
Organism: Poeciliopsis prolifica (blackstripe livebearer)
Lineage: Eukaryota; Metazoa; Chordata; Actinopteri; Cyprinodontiformes; Poeciliidae
Exons: 9
Coding region: 420-2120 (566 amino acids)
Biological process (GO): negative regulation of T cell activation; intracellular signal transduction; T cell receptor signaling pathway
Cellular component (GO): plasma membrane; membrane raft
Source: RefSeq, a predicted model, not a curated record